Molecule: messenger RNA, 942 nt
Organism: Gamsiella multidivaricata
Lineage: Eukaryota; Fungi; Mortierellomycota; Mortierellomycetes; Mortierellales; Mortierellaceae
Exons: 2
Coding region: 1-942 (313 amino acids)
Source: RefSeq, a predicted model, not a curated record
AUGGACGAUACAAAGUCGAGCGCAGUCACCACAUUGUCCAGCGCAUUGGCGGUUUUGGGCGCACUUGGAUGUGAUGCCAUGACGCCCGUGAUGCUGACACAGUGCCUUUGUCAAGACUCGUUUGGCGCCGUCUCGCUGGCCACAGCGUUGGUUGAUGGGGUGUGCCAGCCCGUGGCGGGCCCUACGUUCAAAUUAGGAGCGAUGUUGAUUGUGCAUACGGCAUGUGCGUUCUCUGGCAGGAUCAACGACUGGGACGAAUGUGCAGGCGUUCCUCCUUUGAGAAAUGCAAGAGCGCAAUGCUUCUCCAUCUCUGACGGGUGGAUAAAGCAGAUGGGUAGCCAUGUUUUCGCGGCAGUUCAGGAUCGCGCGACAGCUGUAGUAUAUGCUCUAAAGCCCCAGGAUGCCGUAUAUCACCACUACAUCCAUAUGUCGGUUUCACCACAGGAAGGCGGAUACACGAGCACUUAUACUAGUAUUGUGCGAUGGUUGGCUUCGUGUUGGCCAUUGAUCGCUUUAGCGGCUAUGAUAUGGGUCGACAUGCAGAUGUGGGCAUGGAUUGUGCUGCUCGGCUGGCUUGGCUGGUUCUUAGUAGUGCUCAGUGCUGGGCCUCCUGUCCAAUCUGGACACCAGUGCGACGACAGCUGUGUAAAGCGAGUGUAUCUGAUGAACGACCAAGCCGUCACGAAAAGUCUAGUUGAGUACACCGUGUGCCUGGAGUUUGAUGAUCUAGCACGUCGAGCGAUGCCGAAGCGCCGUGCACGCAGCAGGGUCUUGCGUGUGGUUGGAGGCCUCUUGAUGACUAUACAUUUUCCUCUCGGGCUUGUGGCAACGUGCUAUGACGACAGUACAGGAGCGUUGGUGUGGUGGAGUGCGAUAUCCAGUCUUUUGAGAGAUGGCAAGCUGUGCUUGAUUGCGUUGACAGAAACCAUUGGUCCCACAUAA